Molecule: messenger RNA, 2314 nt
Organism: Lucilia cuprina (Australian sheep blowfly)
Lineage: Eukaryota; Metazoa; Arthropoda; Insecta; Diptera; Calliphoridae
Product: mRNA (2'-O-methyladenosine-N(6)-)-methyltransferase-like
Exons: 3
Coding region: 197-2314 (705 amino acids)
Cellular component (GO): nucleus
Molecular function (GO): mRNA (2'-O-methyladenosine-N6-)-methyltransferase activity; RNA polymerase II C-terminal domain binding
Source: RefSeq, a predicted model, not a curated record
UGUUCUAUAGUCCAGACUAUGUUCUAUAGUCCAGACUAAAGAUUUCUAUAGUAUAAACCUUUCUUUAGUUCAGAUUAAAAUCUAUUGUAUACUCCGGUCUAGUCUACACUGUAGUCCGUUGUUGAUCCAAAACCUCUAUAAAAUUUUCCUAUUUCAACAUUUUUCUUACAUUUAAGUUUUCAGUUUUUAACACAACAUGGCAGCUAAUAACAAUAUGCACAAUAUGCAUCUGCCGCCGCAACAGACCACAAAUCUAAUGCCAAUGACAAGCGGUGUAAUGCCACAAAGUGUUAUUGCAUCGACGGGCACUGUAAGUCCCAUGGUACAACACAUGAAUAUGCCACAACAGCAACAACAACAAAAUAAUAUUACCAGCAAUCAAGCAGCAUGGGAUCACUUGACCGCAACUACAAAUAAUAAUAAUACAAAUAUCAAUACUUCUCUUAUAAUGGGUGGUGGAGUAGUUGGAGGAGCAGGUGUUGGUCCCGGUGGUAUGGUAGGUCCUAGCAUUAUAUCAUCAACAGCAGCACCAACAGCAUCUAUACUACAUGAUCCAAAUGCUCCGGGCUCGGCAAAUAUAAUGACUUCAUUAAUUACAGGAGCUAAUUCGCCAGCCGGUCCCACUUGUUCUUCACCAUCAACACCCACUAAAUCGGGUCCCUCACCCAUGGAACAUAUGAUGGCACAUACACCACAAGGCGGUCCGCCGCCUAUGUAUACGGCUGGAGGUGGUUAUGGGGAAGAGUUGACCGCUGAACUGGUAAAUCAGGGAUGGCGAAAAUUUUGGUCGAAAAGAGAAAACCGUCCUUAUUAUUGGAAUAAAAUUACAGGAGAAUCUCUAUGGGAAAUGCCCGGUGCAAGACCAUUUGAUCCUCUUACAGAUCCCUUAGGAAUAUCACAUCCCGGUGGUCAUAUACCACCACCUAUGCAUCAUCCACAUCCUCAUAUGCAGCAGCAUCAUCAUCACCAUUUAAAAAGGCGUCCAUCAGAUGAUAUGCAUAUGCAUCCUCAUGGUCAUCAGCCGCCGCCCAUGAAGAAAUUCAUAUUGUCCGGUCCCUGGGAUUUAGAAGUGUGCACCAAUGCUGUUAUAGUAGAAAGGCCACCUACUUUAUUGCCACAACCACAUCCCGAAAUAGAAGCGCUGCGCGCUGCUUACACCAUGAAACUGGUGAAAACUUACGAAGAUCUUUGCAUGAGACGUGAAAACAUUAAGGCCCCUAAAGACUCGUUUAACCGCUGGUUAAUCGAACGUAAAGUUAUCGAUACCGGCUGUGAUCCUCUAUUGCCCAGCAAUUGUAUACCCGAAAUUUCAUCAGCCAUGUAUCGUGAAAUCAUGAACGAUAUACCGAUUAAGAUUGUUAAACCCAAAUUUACGGGAGAUGCUAGAAAACAAUUGUCACGCUAUGCUGAGGCUGCAAAAAAUAUUAUAGAAUCCAGAUCAUCACCGUCAGAAUCCAAAAAGGUGGUUAAAUGGAAUGUAGAGGAUACAUUCCAAUGGCUAAGGCGUACAGUUGGUGCCAGUUAUGAAGAUUUUCAAGAUCGUUUGGCCCACUUAAGACGUCAGUGUGAACCACAUCUAACCGAAACAGUUAAAAGCUCCGUAGAGGCAUUAUGUGCAAAAAUCUAUCAUUUAUCUGCUGAACAUGCACGCAAAAUACGAGAACGUCAUAUGCAGCUGUUAAAAGAACAUGGUAUACCCGAGCCCACACCGCCGCCACCACCACCACAUCUCAAGCAAGUCUGGUGUUAUCCCAUACAGUUUGCCGUACCCUCACCCCGUAUGCCCGCUAUUGAAUAUGUCCAAGAUCGUGAUCACAUGAUUAUUAAGUACACUCCCACUGCUUUAAAUCAACCGGAUGCACAAUAUAUUAAUCUAACACAUUUACAAAAGUUGGAACAGCUCUAUCGUCACAAUUGUUUCGAUGAUAAGAAAUUCGAUUUGUUUAUUGGACGCGUCUGGUGUUUGCUAAAACGUUAUCAAACGUUUUUGGGUAAUGUCUUGAAUUCUUCACAAGAAGCUGAACUAACACAGGCAUCAUUGCCCACUCCUGUAUUCGAAUGUUUACAUCGUCAUUUUGGUGUGACAUUCGAAUGUUUUGCUUCGCCAUUUAAUUCAUAUUUUCGUCAAUAUUGUUCGGCAUUUGCCGAUACUGAUGCUUAUUUCGGUUCAAGAGGACCGUUUUUGGAUUUCAAACCAGUUUCGGGUUCAUUUCAAGUUAAUCCUCCUCAUUGUGAGGAAUUAAUUGAUGCUGCACUUUUGCAUAUUGAUAAAUUACUUUCGGAAUCUAUGGAACCUUUGAGUUAUAUCUGCUAG